Messenger RNA from Echinococcus granulosus, 1965 nucleotides. Its product is annotated as Myocyte-specific enhancer factor 2D. Gene Ontology annotation, biological process: positive regulation of transcription by RNA polymerase II. The record is from RefSeq and is a predicted model, not a curated record. The coding region runs from base 1 to 1965 and encodes 654 amino acids. Gene Ontology annotation, molecular function: protein dimerization activity; DNA-binding transcription factor activity, RNA polymerase II-specific; RNA polymerase II cis-regulatory region sequence-specific DNA binding. The transcript has 11 exons. NCBI's taxonomy places the organism in Eukaryota, Metazoa, Platyhelminthes, Cestoda, Cyclophyllidea, Taeniidae.
AUGAGUAGUGACGAUGAGUUUUCCGAGAGUAACUGUCGCAGUCGGGUUACUGGAAUUUGUGAUGAUUUCCAUUUGCCUUUUGAACGUCUUUGUACAAAAGAGCUUACUCUCUCCAAUCUGGUAAAUGAGGAAUCCGACAUUUACAAAAAAUCAAUAGAGAUACAUCGCAAUGAGACACUCGAGGCAGCAACUAAAGUGUAUCAAGAUCCAUUGCUGCUGCACUCGUGGGAUAACUUUAGACAUGCUGCGGAUCUACUGGCCGUAAUGCACCGUAGGAUAAAGCAACGAAUGAAUCGAGUCCUUGCAACAGCUUAUGAGAGUGGUUCAGUAGCCUUUUCAAAAGACUUUCUCAAUGAAUUUGGAAGGAUUCUGCGAAAGUCGAAUAAGUUUGUUGCCAAUAGACCCCUACCGAAAGGUAUGCUGGAUCCACUUUUAAUGGCACAAUCUGAUCCACCUCGUGGAGCUUUCAAAAGAAAAAGGCGAAUCUUGCGUAUUCGGCGUCAACAUCGGUCUUUCCAAGCUAAGAACACUGUCAUCGACUCGAGGUCAUCUUCUGGACGUCAUUUAAGCGAUAAUAUCCCACCAGCGCCAGAAAUGAGUCGCUUAUCUGAGGAGGAGGUGUACAGGCAGUCUAGAUCUCCUCUGUCGCCUCCGGUGCACUCUUCAAUGACUCCCGAGGAUUUUUGCAGUUGUAGUAGCCGCAGCAGUAGCUCAUCAUCAUCUCGAACUUCGAUUCCAUUUAGUUUUGUGCGCUAUUGGCUGUUUGACUUGUUUCGUGCUCCUCCCUGCGCCCCUUUUAUAUUUGAUAUUUUGACGUGUAUUCUCAACAUUCUCCUUAAAAUGGGAAGAAAGAAAAUCGAUAUCAAAAAAAUUAGCGACGAAAAGACACUUCUUGUUACUUUUGCGAAACGGAAAGUGGGCCUUUUUAACAAGGCUUUUGAGCUGAGUGAACUAUGUGAAUGCAGGGUGGCAAUCCUCAUCCUCACUAACAAGAACCGCAUGCACAAGUUCGCCAGUCAUGACCUAAGUAGCGUCGUGAAGCAAUACAAUGAUCGACCAAAUCAUGGAGAGCUCAUGACUAGCCAGGAUAUUAUCGAGCGUCGCAAAAAGAAGAAACAGUCAAAAUCCUCGCAAUCAGAGGACAGGCCGUUGAAUCAACAAAACUUAUCAAACUGUGAUUGUGGGACUAGUGAAUACGACGGAGGGAUGGAUGACGAAUCACUGGUUCCUACAGCUACCUCUACCAAUACCACUGCUAUAACUGCUCCUGUGGAUUAUGAUGGUCAAUUAGCUCAACUUGGACUUGCUCAGCACGAUGUAAGACCUCCCUUGAAGUCAUUCUAUCCAGCAGACGACACCGGAGAAGCGACGGAUGUUUUUCAGCAUCAUGCAAAUAACUACGCCCAGCAUUAUGAAUGUACCGUCGGGGCAGUUGAGUCUACAUCGCCAUUGAAAAUGGAGACGGAUAGGGAGCUCAACACAGAAGGUACAAAGCCUGUGCUGCCUACUGAUUUGACUCUCACUGGGGCUGCAUCGAUAUCCGACACGUUGGCCAAAAAACACCCUAGAGAGCGUCUGAAUCUGGGAACUUUGCGUACAAACCGACCACCUGCCUUUGGAGAUGGGUGCAAGUCCUUCGAUCCGACUAUCUCAUCUCCUCUUCCCACUAACAAAGGAAGAAUGACAUUAGUCGUUCGGGGCAGUACCACAACGGAUUCGGAACUCUGCACGCCAGAACCGCCUCCAAGACUAACACCGGUUAUAAUUUUGGAUAGUCCUGACUUACAUCUGGGGUGGAGACAUGUGAAUGCUGGUCCGACAUCUUUGUCAUCUUCUGAAGAGUUAAGCUCGACGAAGUCGACCAGUAGUGUUUUCAAAGGAGCUUUCACUCGAGUGGAUGAAUCAAAUCAAAGAUGUCUAAUAACUCCUGAUUCCGAGCAAUUGACGAUGGCUCCCUUUACGUAG